Ricinus communis (castor bean) is the source of this 1036-nucleotide messenger RNA. RefSeq names its product RING-H2 finger protein ATL8. The coding region runs from base 140 to 724 and encodes 194 amino acids. The record is from RefSeq and is a predicted model, not a curated record. The transcript is spliced from 2 exons. Lineage: Eukaryota; Viridiplantae; Streptophyta; Magnoliopsida; Malpighiales; Euphorbiaceae.
CCUCUUAUUAUUAAACCAUCCAAAUUGUUAAAGACUCGACUGGGAUAUUAAAAAGAAAACCUUAUAUGCACACACACACACACUCUCUCUCACACACUUGAAAGAAACAAAACAAAUCUCUCUCCCUCUCCCUCUUCACAUGACUCGUCUUUUUAGGUUCCUUGGCGCCGUGAACUCGUCGGCGCUGACCACCGCAAAGACAGCGGAUUCGACCACCGAACAACAGCCGGCAACGUUAGACUCAGACUUCGUUGUGAUACUUGCGGCUCUCCUCUGCGCUCUAAUCUGUGUUUUAGGGCUUAUAGCUGUAGCUCGCUGUGCCUGGCUUCGCCGGCUUUCUUCCAUGGCAAACUCCCGAGGCGGCGCUCCGGCACAACCUCCGGUUCCUUCAGCUGCAAACAAAGGUUUAAAAAAGAAGAUCCUCAGGUCACUUCCUAAACAGACUUUCUCCGCCGAUUCUACACCUAAGUUCUACGAUUGCGCCAUUUGUUUGGCGGAAUUCGCCCCGGGAGAUGAAAUUCGUGUGUUGCCUCAGUGCGGACAUGGAUUCCACGUGAGCUGUAUUGACACGUGGCUAGGGUCUCACUCGUCAUGUCCAUCUUGCCGUCAGAUUUUAGUAGUUGCUAGAUGUCAGAAGUGUGGAGGUCUGCCGGCGAGUGCUAGCGGCGGAGGUGAAAGUGAAGCUAGAAUGAAAGAGCGUGAAGACAAUUCGAAUAGGUGCUGAGAGUUGAUGUGGUGUUGUGUUGUAUGAGAGCGUAGUUUUUUAAACUUUGCGGAGAGAGGAGAAUGGUGAAAUUUGAGGGAAUCCAAAAAUUUGAGUGCUGGGGGCAAUUUCUCUGCUUUUGGAUUGGAGUGAUUGAGAUACUUUUUGUCUCUUUAGAUUUGGUGACCGUUCCUCCUCAAAUCUCAACUAUAUAUAUAUAUAUAUAACAAAACAUAUCCCCUUCUUCUUCUUCUUCUUCAUUUGUUGUAUAUUACUCAAGUUAUUUUCUGAAUUUAGUGCGCAUACAAUGAAUUGAGCUGGUUAUUCUCUGAA